AUUAGAAAAUACACGUAACUAGGUACAACACCGGGACAGUCUUGGAAAAGGUUUAAGUGCUCGAUGAUCGCCAGCUGGGAAUCUUCUUGUUUGCGCCUUGUCAUUCAAUCUUCUACCAGCAUUGUGUGACUGUGUUGCAAACAUGGCAGAAGAACAUGAGAAGCGAGAGGUCAUCGCCGACCAUGUUGACCGCGAAAGCAAUGACAACCUGAGCGACAGUGACAAGCCCGAGUUGCGGCCCCAUCGCACCAUCUCCCGUGUUCCAGGAAAUCCCAACUACUUCGAGAAGGAUGGACUUCGCACAGAGGGCGAUGGCCAUGAUCAUACUACGGAGAACAGGAAAAACUGGCAGUUCAUCUGCACCGUCCUUGGAUGUGCCAUGGCCUUAUCGGCGUCGCAAAUCUCAGCUCUUCUGUAUCUCACAAUUGGCACAGCCAUUGCAGUAGAUCUCCGCUCAGCCCUGUUCGCCUGGAUGUUGACGGCAUCCAAUCUGUCCUCCGGUGCUCUGGCUCCUUUCGUCGGUCCUCUUGCCGAUCUCAUCGGACGUCGCAACAUCCUCUUGUAUGGAGGCUUCGGACUCAGUAUUGUUGCGACCAUCCUCUGCGCUGCCACGCCAAACGAUAUUGGCUUCAUCGCUGGACAGCUCCUACUUGGCAUUGGAAAUGUGGUGCAAGACUUGCUGAGUCUGGCUGUCGUGGCAGAGAGCGUGCCAACGAGCAAGCGACCAAUUUACGUGGCAUUCAUGCUGCUGAUUAUCAUUCCUUGGGCGCCAGGAACGCUGUAUUCGAACCUUUUGCUCGAAGCAAGCUGGCGUUGGGUCGGCGCUGUACUGGCUAUCUGGAAUCUGAUCGGUUUCGUAGUCCUCUACAUUGGCUAUAAGGAACCACCACGAGUCAACUCACUUGGCUUGACGCGCCGUGAAAUGCUGAAGAGGAUCGACUUUGUGGGCGGCUUCAUCUUCAUGGCUGGUGUGCUGCUCAUCUUGGUCGCGCUCAACAUUGGUGGCCGAGACUCUCCUUGGACAUCGGCACCUACCUUGGUACCAUUGGUACUGGGCUUUGUUGUGCUCAUCGCUGGAUGUCUUUACGAAUAUUUCGUGGCUCCCUGGCCUCUCUUCCCUCGCCGGAUCGUCCAUGCUCCAAGGCCAUUCUUUUGCAUGCUAUGCGUCAUCUUUGGAGCCGGCAUCAACUAUGUCUGCAUGGUGGUCUUCUGGCCAAUUCAAGCGCGAGCUGUCUUCCAAGGUGACAAUGUCCAAACCGGUGUCUGGACUGUUCCGAUCGGAAUCUGUAUCCUCGGUGGCGCUAUCAUUGCUGCGCUUCUGUUGCAUGUCUUGAAGAAUCAAGUCAACUGGAUCAUGGUUGGAUUCUGCGUGGCUCAGGUCAUCGGUACCUCAUGUCUUGUCCUCAUCAACCCUAACAACCUCGCCACAGUCUGGGGACCACUCAUCAUUGCUCUUGUCUCUGUCGGCGGUGUUCUGGUUCCAAAUCAAGUCAUUAUCACCAUAAUCACUCCAGACGAUCUCCUCGGCUCAGUUACAGCAUUGACUGUCGGACUCCGAGCUGCCACUCAAGCUAUUGGCCUUGCAAUCUUCUACAACCAGUUCUCCAGCAAGGUCACUGAGUUAGCACUAGAGCGACUCCAGCCGGUUUUCAUUUCCAGCGGUGUCGCUUUCGAUCUCAUCAACGAGGGAUUCGCCAUCCCUGAAAUCACAGCACUCGCUCAAACCAUGUUGACUUCGCUCACAGCUAUGCCGUAUCGCCAGUGGGCGGGGAUGUAUCCUGCUUUUGCAAGCGAGGGGGCGUACAGAGAUAUCCUACCGACUGUCGUUGGUAUCUUUUCGGAAUCUUUUGAGCACAUUUACUACAUUACGAUUGCGUUUGGUGUCUUUGCAUGCAUUUUUGCUGUCGGUAUGGGCAGCGUGUCGAGGUACAUGGACAAUCAUGUUGCGGUGAAGAUGACGGAUUGAUGAACGGGAGUGAAAUGGUUGACGAUGUUACGCCAGACUUGUCAUAUAGUGCUGUAUCAGAGAAUCGAUGCAACUCAGAGGCAUACUUGAUCUGUA
Molecule: messenger RNA, 2062 nt
Organism: Cercospora beticola
Lineage: Eukaryota; Fungi; Ascomycota; Dothideomycetes; Mycosphaerellales; Mycosphaerellaceae
Biological process (GO): transmembrane transport
Cellular component (GO): plasma membrane
Molecular function (GO): transmembrane transporter activity
Source: RefSeq, a predicted model, not a curated record